Messenger RNA from Chlorocebus sabaeus (green monkey), 3413 nucleotides. It is a transcript of the gene DEDD, whose product is annotated as death effector domain containing. Gene Ontology annotation, cellular component: nucleolus. The record is from RefSeq and is a predicted model, not a curated record. NCBI's taxonomy places the organism in Eukaryota, Metazoa, Chordata, Mammalia, Primates, Cercopithecidae. Gene Ontology annotation, molecular function: DNA binding; protein binding. Gene Ontology annotation, biological process: regulation of apoptotic process; apoptotic process; extrinsic apoptotic signaling pathway via death domain receptors.
GAGGGAGAGGCUGAGGGUGUGAAGGGGAAGGGGGCUGUGGCAUGUGGUUGGAGGGAGGACUGGACUCUGAUGAGGGGUGUUGCGAGGAGGUGGGGAAAUCUCAGAAUUGGAGUUUAGACGAUUCUGGGGGGCUUCGAAAGUGUUAAAUUGGAUGUGGGAGGGGCAAGGGCCUAGGGGAGAAUUUGGGUGGAAAAGGAGAGAACGGAGGUUUGGGGAAUGGAGAGAGUGUCGGUGGGAGGAGGUAAUGGAGAAAGUGAGAGACUGGGAGGAAGAAAGUUUGGGAAGAAGGAGUGGAAUGGGAGAUAGGACAGUGGAGCUGCACGGGUGAUAGAGGUUCGGGGGUUUCCCUUUCCCCGGUGGAGAGGAGGAGAGAACAGAGUUAAGCAGCAUCAGUUGCAGCCAAUUCUAAUUGCCAGGUCCUUAGCUUUUAAGAGGGUGGGAAGGGCAGAAGGGAAUGGUCAUGUGGGUUUGCAGAAUUGGGGUUGGAUGAGAAUUCAACUGGGUUUGUUUUCCAAAAGACUCCCUAGCUUACUGUUCCCUUGUUUUUCCUGCUUGGGAAAAUGGGGAAGCCGGUGUCGUCCAAGUGUGGAGGAGCAAAGGACUUUUCUAGUUUUUAGCAUUAGCAAUAAAAGAGUGGGGGAGCAGACAUGGCUAUAUUGGAACCCUAUAUGCUAAGGUGGAGGCUCUGGAAGUCUGAGGAGGGAAAGACAAAAGAUAGAGUGGCAUCUAGACAGGCUAAUUAAAUGAGUGCUGUAGUUUCCAGACCCUUUUGCUGUUUAAGUCUAGAAGGGAGGGGGUAACAUGGAUACUGUAUGUAGAAAAACUUUCCCUGGUGAAACAUAGAUGUAUGAGUGGAUGCUGCGCCAUUAGAUAUUUUGUUCUCAUUGUGUGCUAGUUAAGGGAAAGGGCCAAAGGUAGAAUUUGAAGGAUAGUGCUAGUCUGUUGUAACCACUUGCCUCCCAGUUUUUUCUGAAGAUGAAAGUUAACAUUAAUAUUGUAACAAAAUAGGAAUAAGGAAUUGUGGAGGAAGAUGAGAAGGUGCCAGAGGGUAAUUGGUUUUCCCAGAAGUUCUUAAAUUUGGGAGCUUUCUUACCGCAAGCCAUUGAGACUGGAAAUUCUUGGAGUUGGUAUUUUUGUAAAUUGACUAAUAGACAGUUAGGGAAGCCUGGAGACUUGUUGGGGGAAGAGACCUGGGAAAUUAAGUUUCUUGCGGAGUACAGUGUGGAUUGCAGCUGCUGAGCAGGGAUUCUGGAAAGCAUUGCGUACCUGAGCCCCCAGCAUGGCGGGCCUAAAGCGGCGGGCAAGCCAGGUGUGGCCAGAAGAACAUGGUGAGCAGGAACAUGGGCUGUACAGCCUGCACCGCAUGUUUGACAUCGUGGGCACUCAUCUGACACACAGAGAUGUGCGCGUGCUUUCUUUCCUCUUUGUUGAUGUCAUUGAUGACCACGAGCGUGGACUCAUCCGAAAUGGACGUGACUUCUUAUUGGCACUGGAGCGCCAGGGCCGCUGUGAUGAAAGUAACUUUCGCCAGGUGCUGCAGCUGCUGCGCAUCAUCACUCGCCAUGACCUGCUGCCCUAUGUCACCCUCAAGAGAAGACGGGCUGUGUGCCCUGAUCUUGUAGACAAAUAUCUGGAGGAGACAUCAAUUCGCUAUGUGACCCCCAGAGCCCUCAGUGAUCCAGAACCAAGGCCUCCCCAGCCCCCUAAAACAGUGCCUCCCCACUAUCCUGUGGUGUGCUGCCCCACUUCGGGUCCUCAGAUGUGUAGCAAGCGGCCAGCCCGAGGGAGAGCCACACUUGGGAGCCAGCGAAAACGCCGGAAGUCAGUGACACCAGAUCCCAAGGAAAAGCAGACAUGUGACAUCAGACUGCGGGUUCGGGCUGAGUACUGCCAGCAUGAGACUGCUCUGCAGGGCAACGUCUUCUCUAACAAGCAGGACCCACUUGAGCGCCAGUUUGAGCGCUUUAACCAGGCUAACACCAUCCUCAAGUCCCGGGACCUGGGCUCCAUCAUCUGUGACAUCAAGUUCUCUGAGCUCACCUACCUCGACGCAUUCUGGCGCGACUACAUCAAUGGCUCUUUAUUAGAGGCACUUAAAGGUGUCUUCAUCACAGACUCCCUCAAGCAAGCUGUGGGCCAUGAAGCCAUCAAGCUGCUGGUAAAUGUAGACGAGGAGGACUAUGAGCUGGGCCGACAGAAACUCCUGAGGAACUUGAUGCUGCAAGCAUUACCCUGACCUUUUCCCUCUUCUCACUUUGGGGACUGUUCCCAUCACCCAUCUCUGGAGCUUACACUGUUCUGGGGUUUGUUCUCUACCCUUCCAACCAAUCACACCCCUGCCUUUUUUUUUUUUUUUUUUUUUUAAAGAAAAAGACGAAAGUGGAAGUGGUGUUCCCCUCCCCUCCCUGCACCCAUGUGCCUGGGCUUCCCCUUUGUUUCCCUUUUCCAUUUACCCCCUAAUGUGUGUCUCUACAGCUACCUUACCACUGAGCCGUAAGACAAAUGUAUAGGGAGAAGCGAAGUCUACAGCACAUAGUCUUUGUAAGGGAUUGAUGUGAACACUGCUUUUGGGUGCACUAAGGAGUUAUCAAUACUUCUGGCUUUAUGAGAGCUCUUAAAUGUUGUCUAAAAAAACCAAAGGGCUGUGAGUAAGGGAGCUGUGUGGAAGGUGGGACUCUGAAGUGUAUUUUGAAAAUUAAUCGCCACCCUCUUCCAAAUUAUAGAAUUUUUUAAAAACAAAGAAGCUGUGACCCUUUCCACUCUCUCCUGGCCUCUGGUGCUGCUCCUCUCUGCUGCCUUUCCUCCAUUCCGUGGCUUGAAACCUCUGCCUGAUGUGGCUCCUUCCUUUUACCCAUUUGUCAAACCCUCUUCAACGGAGGAACAGAUAAGAAGACUGGGUCAGCUGAGUCACUCCUCCCAAUUGUGGUGGUAUAUGUGUACACACAUAGACAGGGUGGAUGGAGAAGAGGUUGCUGAUUAAAAUACACUCCCCCUAUAAAGGGGAAGGGGGAGUGUGACACUUUCUUUCCAUGUUCAAGUGAAAAUAAAUAAUGUACCCUGCAGCCCUUUUCCCCUUUGCUUUCUUCUGGCUUGGGCAAAGGGCAUCAUAGGUGAAAGUGAAGUAAUUCCUUUUUCCUUCCCCCUCCUCCACUCCUACGCCCACUCCCAUGCUUGGGAGAAUGGGGCUGGGACAUGCACUGAGUGUUGCACUUUUAUUUAUGUAGGGACGCAUGUUGAAUGAGCCAGGUCUAGAACUGGAGCUUAGUCCAGCUGGUACAAUACCAACUCCCCUUCUAGUUCCCAAAGGCGAUGUCCAGACAUAGACUUUAUGAUUAUUAUAUUUUUCAAUGCCAGUGCUGCUCAGCCCUCAGCAGAACUUCAGUUUUCAUGAAAUAAACAAUGACUAUAUAAAA